Brassica oleracea var. oleracea is the source of this 963-nucleotide messenger RNA. RefSeq lists its product as uncharacterized. The record is from RefSeq and is a predicted model, not a curated record. Bases 47 to 838 code for a protein of 263 amino acids. The transcript has 5 exons. Gene Ontology annotation, molecular function: crossover junction DNA endonuclease activity. Lineage: Eukaryota; Viridiplantae; Streptophyta; Magnoliopsida; Brassicales; Brassicaceae.
AUAAAAAGGGCUCAUCUAAUUUAAUUUGGGGGACACUCCUCUUUUAAUGCCAACGGCGUACGGUCAAGCGUCACAUCCUCCGAUGUGUAGUCUCCUCCUCUCGAAGCUCCGACCUCUCCUCUCUCACUCGCCGCCGUUUUUCGCUGCUCCUUUCCGGCGGCGGCGGAGCCUCGCGUUUAGCGCACUUCCUACAAAGACGAAAGCCGUGGACGCAGCGUUGCUGAAGGAGAAAUGGUUGGAGUCUCUCACUCUUCCCUCACCAGAAGAACACGUGGUGACUCGGGAGUCGAGUUAUGUCAUUGGGGUAGACCCAGACUUGUCCGGUGCUUUGGCUCUCUUGAAAAUUAACCACGUCUUGGCUUCUUCUGAAGCUCAGGUCUUUGAUACUCCUCACCUGCCGGUUUUAGUUGGGAAAAGAGUGCGGAAACGUUUGGAUGCAAAGUCAAUAGUUCAGUUGAUUCGAAGUUUAGAUAUACCAUCUGGAAGUACGGCGUAUAUAGAGCAGUCAACUCCCUUUCCUAAAGAUGGGAAACAGGGUUGGUAUAGCGGAGGUUUUGGAUUUGGAUUUUGGAUAGGAACACUUGUUACGUCAGGCUUUUCGGUUGUCCCCGUUCCUUCAGCCUUGUGGAAGAGGCAUUUUCAACUUGCUGGUGGUAACUGCACAAAGGAUGAUAGUAGACGAGUUGCAUCGGACUUGUUUCCUCUGCUUAGUUCGCAACUCCAGAGGAAAAAGGACCAUGGUCGAGCUGAAGCACUGCUCAUUGCGGCAUAUGGGGAAACUCUUAAACACGCGAAAUUGUUGUACACGCCUCAAGAGUUUGUCUCCUCUGAGGUUUAGUAGAAAGCUAGUCAUUGUAAUGUUUUUCACUCUCCUCAACUCAUUAGUUUCUUAUCAAACAAUUCUGAUUUGUAGUCGGUACUUACCAUUGCUAACUGACUUUUAAAUAACAUUUCGAGAUCAAA